Vicia faba (fava bean) is the source of this 327-nucleotide messenger RNA. The record is from the annotation of a GenBank genome assembly. Lineage: Eukaryota; Viridiplantae; Streptophyta; Magnoliopsida; Fabales; Fabaceae.
AUGCAUAUUCAACUUUACAUAGAAGAAACGUUUGCUAAUGGAAGAAAGAAGAAAAGAAACAAUGUUUUGAAUCAAAAAAAAGGAAAAGAAGGUCGAAAAAAAGCAAUAAUUGCGCCGCAUCACUCUGUGGAUCCCACUGUACACACCAGUCGGUCUUCCCGUCCACCGCCAUUCCUCCAAUCGCCACUACCCACUCCUAGCGCGGUUCCGAUUAGCAUGACGUCAACAUCACCACACAAAUCUCCUUUUCCGCUGUCGGUACCAGAGAUAAUGGUGCUUCGCAUGAGGAUAGUUGAGGAGCUUAGUUCGGUCUAUUCACUUUUCUAG